Molecule: messenger RNA, 2511 nt
Organism: Lachancea nothofagi CBS 11611
Lineage: Eukaryota; Fungi; Ascomycota; Saccharomycetes; Saccharomycetales; Saccharomycetaceae
Source: the annotation of a GenBank genome assembly
AUGUCAUUGCCGCUACGACACCCUUUGGACACCGCAGCGUCUUUAGACAGGGUCCUGGAAGACCUUAUUGUCAGAUUCAUUAUAAACUGUCCACCCGAGGACUUCUCCUCUGUGGAGCGAGAACUUUUCCACGUAGAGGAGGCAACUUGGUUCUACACCGAUUUUGUGAAGAUUUUGAACCCUAACUUACCAAACAUGAAGAUUAAAUCGUUCGCACAACAGGUUAUCAAGCUGUGUCCUAUGGUGUGGAAAUGGGACGUUAGGGCAGAGCAGGCGCUUCAAAAGUUUUCGCAGUAUAAGAGAAGUAUUCCAGUUCGCGGUGCUGCUAUUUUCAACAAGAAGAUGUCGAAAUUGCUCCUUGUAAAGGGAACCGAAUCGGACUCGUGGUCUUUUCCCAGAGGCAAAAUUUCGAAAGACGAAAACGACGUCGAUUGUUGUGUUCGCGAAGUGCUUGAAGAGAUCGGAUUUGAUAUCACUGAUUACAUUGACGAAGAACAAUUUAUCGAGCGAACCAUUGGCGGCAAAAACUACAAAAUUUUUUUAGUUAGUGGGGUCCCCGAAGACUUCAAAUUUGAGCCUCAAGUGCGUAACGAAAUUGAAAAGAUACAAUGGCAUGAUUUCAAAAAGCUGUCUAAGAGCUGCAAUUCUAAAACCUCACACAUCAAAAUCUAUUUGGUCAAUAAUCUCAUGCGACCCUUGACCAUGUGGGCGAAAAGCCACCGGCAGAUUGAUGAUGAUGAAAAGCUCAAGGCUCAUGUUGAAACUCAACUGAAGCUCUUGCUUGGCAUCAAAAAGGAAGAUACUCCUGAUCCAGGCAGAGAAUUACUUAACAUGCUCCAGAAUACUGUGUCGGCAGGCUCGACGGCUACCCAAAACCCUAAUUCAGGUCAACCUAUCACUGCUGAGAACGGCUUAACUUCCGCUGCUGCUGAAUCAACACAUGCUGCUAUUCCAGCUCCUACAUUCGUUGCGCCUCCUCCGCAAUUUCAAAACAAUUUCCCUUUCAUGGCAUUUCAGCCUUUUGCACCAUUUCCUUUUAUGAAUGGCAAUAGUCAUCAAAUCGGCACCGCACCGGUCCCCGACUCUUCCAGCUCUGGUUCUGAGUAUACUCAGCCUCCUCCAACUCCAAACAUGAACACUCUGGCUAAACCUACCGUAGUUGAAGAAGAUGAACAGCAAGAACUGGAAAGAGGACAGGGUGGAGAUUCAAAUCCACAACUUGCUUCCUCUAAGCAGCUUCUUGAUCUGCUCAACAAAAAGGCUUUAGAUGCCGCUGCGACGAAGCAGGCUCAGUCGCCUACGCAACAAAGAAAUGUUGCUUUUCAGCAUGGCGAGAGUAUUCAGACUUCUCCAGCGAACUCGGAAUCUACUGCUAAAUCUUUACUGGAUAUUUUGAAAAAACCACAUGAAGCGAGUCAAUCAGACAACACAAACCUGUUGAAUAUGAUAAAGAAACCUGCGAAAAUUAAUAUUGCCUCACCUGUAAUAUCAAAUCGUGGUUUAGUUUCGAAUCCGAGCUCACCAGCUACUGAAGGUUCAGAAUAUGAAGACUUCGAGAGUAGUUCAGAAGGCGACCAUGACGAGAACGUGGUUGAUCCACUAGAAUUAUUUUCUGAUAGAUAUGACACUGAGAAAAUAAACCAGAGAUACGAACAACGUGCACCCUUGGAGAGCGAGGCGGGUCAUGCCCUCCCAGCCUCCUUUAUCGAGGUCUCUCGUACACCAUCUGGUAAUCCGGAAAACAAACAUGCUGGAUUGUCUUACUCAAAAACCAAAAAAGACUCUACGCCAAACUCAAGAUCAGUAAAUGCUGACGUCGAACAUAGUGGCGUUUCAAGCGUUGGCGAAGAGUCAACUACAGCGACUCAAGAUAAUCAAGGCCCUAAGAGUCAAGUUAAACCAAAAUUCAAGUUGCUUAAACGUGGCGAAAUUUUGGCUAACAUAUCCGAACCAACUAAACCCGAAGUAGUGGCAAAUCUGUCUCCGGACUUUUCUGAGCCCUUGCAUCGUGAAGAGCCCAAUAUUUUAUUAAGUAUGCUGAAAAAGCCAUCCAAACCUACAUCAAGUCACGUCACAGAAGACAGUUCAGUGACAAUUGGUAAUAUUCCGGCCGUUGAGGCUAUUACAAUUUCAAAGUCAAGCGAAAAAAAAGGUACUGUAGAAAUGACAUCAAGUAACGAGGAUUCCAAGAGUUUGCUAGGUCUCUUAAAACAAAGUGAGACUGCUAAUGAGACUGAGGUCAACCACAAUGGCGAAAAUAAAGCAGCGGCAGAACUUUUAGAUAUGCUUCAUGGACAUUCCUACAGAAACAGCAGUACGAACACAGAAAAAUACAUGCCUGGCCUAGAAGUUCAAAUUCAGCAUUCUUUCCAUGGUCAGAGUCCAUUACCAGGUGUGAAAGCAGACGAACAAUCGUCUUGCUCUCCUAAUCAAACUUACGAAGUUCCGAUUGCAAAGAACCAAAGUGCAUCUCAAGAGCUAUUGGGAAUGUUAAAAAAGCCUAAGGCUUAA